Perca flavescens (yellow perch) is the source of this 1323-nucleotide messenger RNA. RefSeq names its product G-protein coupled receptor 22. Gene Ontology annotation, molecular function: G protein-coupled receptor activity; peptide binding. The record is from RefSeq and is a predicted model, not a curated record. The transcript is spliced from 3 exons. Gene Ontology annotation, cellular component: plasma membrane. Lineage: Eukaryota; Metazoa; Chordata; Actinopteri; Perciformes; Percidae. Gene Ontology annotation, biological process: G protein-coupled receptor signaling pathway; cellular response to hormone stimulus. Bases 1 to 1323 code for a protein of 440 amino acids.
AUGCACACAUCUCCAGUGCUAAUCUCUGCAGCCACCAUGAGCAACAUGACGGUGCUCGACACUGCUAACCCCUAUGACCUGGACAUGACCUCAGACGGGACUAUCUACCCCAUCAGCUUCCAGGUUUCUCUGACAGGCUUCCUGCUGUUGGAGAUAGUUUUGGGCUUGAGCUCCAACCUCACUGUGCUCGUCCUCUACUGUAUGAAACAGAACCUCAUCAGCUCCGUCUCCAACAUCAUCACCAUGAACCUGCAUGUGGUGGAUGUGUUGGUGUGUGUAUGCUGCAUCCCGCUGACAGCAGUGGUGGUGUUACUUCCUUUGGAAGCUGACACUGCUAUGAUGUGCUGUUUCCAUGAGGCCUGCGUCUCCUUUGCAAGCGUAGCUACUGCUGCUAACGUCCUGGCCAUCACUGUAGACCGGUAUGACAUCUCAGUGCGGCCGGCGAACCGUGUGCUCACGAUGGGCCGAGCUGUAGCUCUACUGGGAUCCAUCUGGGCUCUAUCCUUCUUCAGUUUCCUGGUUCCCUUCAUGGAAGUAGGCUUCUUCAUCAACUCUGGUUCAGACCAUGUGAACCAGACUGCAGUGCUCACAGUGGUUCAUAAAAAUGAGUAUUACACAGAGCUGGGGUUGUACUAUCACCUGCUAGCACAGAUCCCUAUAUUCUUUUUUACAGCUGUGGUAAUGCUAGUGACGUACUACAAGAUCCUUCAGGCACUUAAUAUUCGCAUUGGCACACGCUUUCAGCACAACCUACCUAAAAAGAAGCAAAAGCGCAAAAACACUAUCUCUAUGAGCAUUGCGACGCAAGCAGAGCCGACUGACGCUUCACAGAGCAGCACAGGAGUCAAGGCAGGUGGGAAUGCAACCUUGGGCAUGCGGGCAUCAGUGUCAGUCAUUAUUGCGCUAAGACGAGCAGUAAAGCGUCACCGGGAGAGACGGGAGAGGCAGAAACGAGUCUUCAGGAUGUCUCUUCUCAUCAUCUCCACAUUCUUACUUUGCUGGACUCCAAUAACUGUGCUCAACACCAUCAUCCUUAGCACUGGGCCCAGUGAUUUAACGGUUCGCCUCCGCUUGGGCUUCCUGGUGAUGGCCUAUGGAACCACUAUCUUUCACCCGCUCCUCUACGCCUUCACUCGGCAGAAGUUCCAAAAGGUUUUAAAAAGCAAGAUGAAGAAGAGGGUAGUGUCUGUAGUAGAAGCUGACCCUACGCCAAACAAUGUCAUCAUCCAUAACUCGUGGAUAGACCCCAGGAGAAACAAGAAGGUCACUUUCGAGGACACGGAAGCCAGACAGAAAUGUCUAUGCUCGCAGGACGCCGACUAG